AUGCUGCGCCUAGAUGAGGAGGUACUCGCGGCACUCGAGGGCUUUACGCUGUCUGCGGUCGAUAAGAGGAAUACCGACCUGACCCUCGAGGAGGAGGUUGCCGCCGCGCUUGAGGAGGAGGUUGCUGGGCGCUGCAUUGUCGCUCCUUUGGAGAGCACGUGCGCCACUCGGCGGGUGGCGAGGUGUGAGGAAGCGGUGGGGAGCGAGCCUCUUGCCGACGGAGCGCACCUCGCGCAACGGAUCGAUCAGCUGGAAACGGACCUAGGUGUGUCAGGCGAGGGAAGCCUGGAAGAGCGGCUCGGCGCCAUCGAGCGCUUGAUUGAGCUGGAUGUGCCGACUGCAGACAUCCAAGGCGAGGCGUGGCCGACAGCGCCGGCGACGCAGCAAGGCGGCGGUUUCGAAGGUGCCUUUCCUACGCGCCACCCCCUGAGCCGUGAUGGCGACGAGCCGCCGAUGCGGUAUGCGCGUGAGCAGAUUCUCAAAUUCGCCCGCAGUCGGCGCUCGCAUAUGGAGCUGCCAUCGUCGUUGAACAGCUCGGAGCGCUACUUGUUGCACGCAGCUGCUUCCGCUUUCAAUUCUGCUCAACGUUGGAAUUUUCCGUUCCAGGCGAGGACGCCGCCGACAACGUAG
Emiliania huxleyi CCMP1516 is the source of this 630-nucleotide messenger RNA. RefSeq lists its product as hypothetical. Gene Ontology annotation, molecular function: nucleic acid binding. NCBI's taxonomy places the organism in Eukaryota, Haptophyta, Isochrysidales, Noelaerhabdaceae. The transcript has 3 exons. The coding region runs from base 1 to 630 and encodes 209 amino acids. The record is from RefSeq and is a predicted model, not a curated record.